This is a messenger RNA of Symbiodinium necroappetens, 2591 nucleotides long. The record is from the annotation of a GenBank genome assembly. Lineage: Eukaryota; Dinophyceae; Suessiales; Symbiodiniaceae.
AUGGCAUUGCGGGGCCCGGGCCCAGCACCGGCCAGUGACAGCCCAGCGACGCUGCGUGUGGCAUGGAUUGCCGAUCCGAAGAAGUUCGGAUCAAAGCCCGGAUAUCCGAAGCCAAGCCUCCGCGACCGUUUGCAGAAAGAGGCCGGCUGGUCAUUCGUGCGGCUGACUCCCGAAGAAGUGCGCAAGGGUGCGUUGCUGACGAGCUCUUACGACGUCUUCAUUGUUCCCGGUGGAUAUGCACCGAACUUUGCUGCAGCAUUGGGCGAUCUCGGUGGCGAACGCAUUCGAGACUUCGUCAAGGCUGGCGGUGGCUACGUCGGCAUUUGCGCAGGGGCAUACCUCGGCACCUCGUGGGGCUACGACCUCCUUCCCGUGAAUGUUCUGGACAUUGACCACUGGGAUCGUGGCAAGACUGAUGCUUGCGAGUUGAGUGCAACAGAUGCUGGAAGGCGAAUUGCUGGCAAAACCCUGCCAGCAACGUUCGCCGUACGCUAUGCCAACGGGCCACUUCUGGAGAUCCUGGACUCCUGUGUGGAGUCCUUUGUCGAUUUUCAGUCGCAACUUCGCGGGAAGCGGGGUACAUAUCCACCGUUGAUGAAGGGCUCUCCAGCUCUUCUCGGUGGGCCUCUCGGUAAAGGCCGAGUGCUCUUAGUCUCACCGCACAUCGAAGGCACCAAGGAGCUGGGCGACUGCUUCCGCAGCUUCGUGCGCUGGACGGCCGAAGCUGGCCAGCCGGACAUAACCGCCGCGACAAAGCCAGCAGCGGCUCCAGCGGUGUCAGAUGCGAGUGCGACACAGCCCAGCAGCGUGCCUCUAGCGGCACCGGAAGUACCCAAGGAAGCGCCGAAGGCAACGGAGGCAGAGAUUGUCGAAAUUUUCCGGAAGUUUGACCUUAACGGAGACAGCCUGCUGGAUGCAUCGGAGCUAGAAGCACUGCUCAGUAGCCUGGAUGAGGAGGCGGAGCUUGGUCGUGGAUUGGUGGAGCUCAUCGCUAAGAUGAGGCUCCAAGAGAGCAAAGGCAUUCCGUACGAGGAGUUAGUUGCUUGGGUCUUUGGAGCCCCGUGCUCCUUCGACCGUCCCGAUGUCGAAACCGAUGGGGAGGAAGAUGCCAUCAUGGACAAGAUGUCCAUGGUGCGAAUGCAAUGCCUGGCUCAGUUCCACAGCGCGGAGGAGACUGGAGCCGAGCCAGGACCACCACAGCUGACACGGACUUGCAGUGACUGUUGCGGAGGAAAGCAGCAGGUCGUGUCCAACGAGCGCUUGGAGGCCUCCGUCGUUGCUAUCCAACGCGCAGCCCGUGCGCGGACGAUGAGCAAAGGUGCAGAAGACAUCGGCCAGACCAUGUCUCAAGCCGAAAAGAGGGAGACCCCGGAAGCCACGGCCAAGCCCAAGGCAGUUCCCAAAGCAACUCCGAAAGCUCCAGCUCCCAAAGCUCCUCCUUCGGGGCCCAUUCUGAAAAAGGGCCUCGACUACAUUUAUUGCCUCGGCGGCCCGGUACUGAUCACCGCACCUCAUUCAAUCAAGAUCCUCCGUGGCGGCGGUGACACCCAGGAGCGAACUCGCAACCACAAGCGCGAGCGCUGGACGGCAGAGAUCUCCAUGAUCGUGGCACGAGAGCUGUGUCGUGCGGGCUUGCCGGCAUCCGUGAUGGUCUGGAAUCGUGCGGCGGGCCCCGGCCAUGGGCGACUGGAUCCCAACUACCUCCUGGCCUCACAAUUCCGCCUCUCGCCCUGGCAUCGGGCACUGCACCGCUGGGCCACUACUGUAGGGGGCGGCGGGCCAGGCUCAGGGGCGGGCAUCCCGCUGCUGCACGUGGAUCUGCAUGGGAAAGUCUCGGAGAAGCUGCACCUGGAUUUGGGCGCGGCGCCCCUGGAGGAGGUGUGGCCUGCCUCGGACCAAAGCUUCGUGAGGGCCCUGAAAUACAACUUCUGUGCCAAGCUGGACAAAGUGCUGGCUGACUGCCGUGUCCUGUCCUUGAAGGGGAAGCAGAUCAAAGUAGAUGCGGACCCCUGUUUGCACGGCUUCUGGGGAGAAGACACCGUGACCACCAUCUCCCACCAGUCGGUUCUUCUCGGCAUUCCUGCAGUUCAGUUUGAGAUGCCACCGCGACUGAGGGAGCAACUGGUCAGGGACCCGGAGCUUGGUCGGCGCUUUGCCGAUGCCAUCGCGGAGAUUUACCGAGACGUGGCCGAGAGCCCAGAAAGGCUUGAGGCUAUGUGGGGUGCUCUUCACAAUGGGUCCUGGAUUCCGAGAUUGGCAUAUCCUAACGAGUCAAAUGCUCACGAGGUGGUUUUCUUGGGUGCUUUGCCACGGCCGCUAGGAUUGUGGUUGGAGGCUCUUGGUAGGGCAUCACGGCCCCCCUCGAAGAACCUGACGGCAUCUCGUGGUUUCCAAGUGUUUCUUGUGUUGCUCGUGGUAUCGGUGGAGGAGACUCCACCACCUGGAGGCAUGGAGCAGUUUGAGCCCUGGGCCAACCAAAUGGUCGACGAGUUCCUGCAGGUUCUGCGAGACUCGCAACUGGCAGUUCACAGGCUCAGAUCAGGCUGUUGCACAGGGGGGGCCAGACCUGCUGGUCAGCGCAGAGGCGGCCA